Molecule: messenger RNA, 6613 nt
Organism: Spirometra erinaceieuropaei
Lineage: Eukaryota; Metazoa; Platyhelminthes; Cestoda; Diphyllobothriidea; Diphyllobothriidae
Source: the annotation of a GenBank genome assembly
CACCGCCACUACGAAAGUUCUCUGCACCAGCGAAGCGGACUCAAUCCCAGCCAGUCUCCCCUGUGAUGGCACCUUCCCCUAACGCAUUGGCUUUGCAGCUCACUUGCGAAUCCAUCACACUGAGACUGGCGAAAUCGAUGAGGCGUGCGAGAUAACGCCACAUAACCUCUCCAUGAUGAAGGAUAACUUCUUGACAUAAAUAGAGAUUGAUAGGGAACUGGUUGGUCACUGAGCAGCGUUCUCACCGCUGUACGAUAAGGUGGGAGAUUUUUACAAAACGGUGAUGUAAUCCACCAACAACACGGGAGGGGACAGAAUCUAGCAACUGUAGCAGGUUUCGCACGCACAAAAAACUGUGCAUGUUUCCCUUCUGUGCAAGAAACAGCAGCGUAUGGAUAUUCGGGUGUAAUUCCCGCGUGGUUAUACGGCUACAAUUAAUUGUUGUUCAUCUGAAACUUAGGGAUUCCAUUAGAUCAUGCUACUUUUACAUCUAGAAAGUAGAAUUUAGAAAGUUCCCCGAAGGGGAUUUCGACUAAAUACUAGCGACUUUAACUCUGCCCGUUUUGUGUCUCGCUCUAGAAUGAACCGAAAUCUGCCAUCCAACUCACGGCCCCCGCGUUCUUCGACUUCUUAAAAAGUUACAGUCAUGACUGUGUGAACACGGUCUCCGCAGCCGCGGCCAACCAACACAGCGAACGAUGGAUAUCCAGACAAAUAGAACUCAAGGUACGUUAGGGCAUUUCAAUUCGUUCUUCGUUUACCGUCUUGCUUUGUGGCGGCUCAAUUUUCCUUUUAUUACUUAUCAUCAUACAUUGCACAUAUAGAUAUAAAGGCAGAAUGGUAUUACCGACAAAGACAAGGGAGGCUGGAAUAGCCAUUUCCGGCUUAUUAGCCGUCGCCAGCCAGCCAUACAAAACCUCGAGGUGUGAAAAACUUUGGACUGGAUCCCCCGACCUGGUAGUUAGAAGUUCAACGCCCCUAACCACUGAGCCACGGGCUCGUUAUCCUGCCCGUUGCGACAGUCGCCGUUGGCCACAUUAGUCUGUUUGGCGCAUCACCCGGCGGCAAAAUGCUCACGCCAGUGACAUUUAAGUUUCAGUGCACGAGCUUAGUUUCUAUGUCCCUAGCAUCUUCGAAGACUUUGAGGCAUUCCGGAUGUUAACUGCGUAAACUGGCAGGACGAUUGUCUGCCCUUUACUGGAAAGUCUCGCAGCUAGUUGCCUUUUCGGGAAAGUUUAAGUCUAAUUCUUUUUGACACUUAGUUUGAGUAUUUCGCGUUAUUUGAAGUCACGAAGGACUUUUUACUGCCCGCUGGGCUUGAGCAAGACUUCGCAAGCCGCAAGACCCUUCGGAAAAUAGCACAGGGUCCAAGUUGCUUUACUGGGCUGAAUUCGAUCUUCCUGAACUGUUAGCAAUAUAAAAAAACUCAAAUUACCGUUUUUUAGGAUUUCUAUUUACGGAAAGGUCAACAUUUUCGUCUAUGAUCUUUUACACAUUCGCCUAACAGGUCCUUUCGACUGCAUAUUUUCUAGAAAUUGAUUUGGAGGUUUUUUUCGUGCAGCACCUCUCAUUCCUGUUAGCUUGCUUACCAUUUCCUUUCGCAAGUGGUCGCUUUCAGCCACGCGCGCCAAUGACCUUUCUGUUUAUGCUCUUUGUACUCGCCUUCGACCUUGUCGUUCGAUUGAAGCGUCAACCAAUCAGAAUUGCCCACCGACCUUUCCCUGAUCGCUUUUCUAAAACUCAGCAAUUCGUCCUGGUUUGUGGGUUGAAUGGGAAAAUCGGAAGUGGCCUAAACACCACGCCGUUGAGACCCUUUCGUAGUCACUAUAUUCAAGGUUCGAUCCUUAUUUUUAUUCUGCAAUUUUUGCUUUUCCCUCCUUUACAGAUGAUUUUUUUUUCCAAAUGUCUAUCCCCUUCUCUGUCCAGAUCCACAUGGAAAUGUAAAUAGACAUAAUUCCUUCGGAGUAACUGUGACUUGACAGAUAGAGGACUGGUGUAGACGGCGGUUUAAAAGUCUACUGCCCUAACUGUAGACUUGAAAAUCGCCAGACUGACUCAGAUGACAUUAAACCCAGGGGUCUAGAAGCGAUUUACUAUGAACGAAACGCGAUUCUGAGACCAUGCAUCCUAUUCGACUGAUUGUCCUGUUCUACUUUUGUUCAUGGACCUAUAUCAUCCCUUGAAAAGAUGUUGCAUGUGUUUUCAAAAUACCAUUCCUUCUUUUUUGUGCAAACUUUCUACUUUAGUCACUAUAAAACGUUAUUCUGUUGUUAUCCAUGCGGCAAAUUGGAAGGUCAGUAUAUUUUAAGGGUAAUAGGCAAUGCCUUUGAAAAACCUAUCGUUACUGACGAGUGCCAUGUUCAGGACUCGAGAAAUACUGGUAGAAGUACUGGCGACGACGAAACUAUCGGGGUUGUCGAAGGGGUUUUGCAACUCACGAAACUCUGUUUGCAAUGAUUGACUCCAUAACACCAUAGACAAUGACAAAGGAUUACGUGAGCCUGGUAGUCAUCUGGUGGAUUCUAGGUGAAUUACUUAGGAAGUCCAGUUUGGGCAGUCAGCUUACUGUAUCAGACUUGGUGGAUUCCAGACUUUGCAGUAGGUUGCGCGGAUAACUUGACCCAAGUGUGAUUAAACUCGCGUCGUCCGGCGGGGCCUCGUAGCUCAAUUGGUUAGAAUGUUGGCUGUACUAAAGCCACCCAUCGCGUUGCCGAAGACACUGAUCCUGAUUUGUGCUUUGGGGCUUAAUUCCGACCCUCGCCGGUUCCCUCAUCGACAUGGCCGACGAAAACAGGGAGACUGGAAUGGCCACUUCUGGCUUCUUAUCUGUCAUCAGCCAACCGCACUCAACUUCAGGUUUUGCGACCCACGACCAAUUGGUUGGAAUUGCAACGCCCUAACCAUCGCCAGAAUGUCUCAGACGACAUUAAACCCAGGGCUCUAGAAGCGAUUUACCGUGGACGAAACGCGAUUCUGAGAGCAUGCAUUCUAUUCGACUAAUUGCCCUGUUCCGCUUUUGUUCAUGGAGCUAUAUCAUCCCUUGAGAAGAUGUUGCUUGUUUUUUCAAAAUACCAUUCCUAAAUUUUUGUCCAAACUUUCUACUUUAGUCACUGUAGAACGUUAUUCUGUUGUUAUCUGUGCGUCAAAUUGGAAGGAAUCAUUACUGACAAGUGUCAUGUUCAGGGCGACGACGAAACCAUCGGAAACUGUUCCUAGGCCCACAUUCGGAGUGUCCUGACUGUUUUAUUUGAGGUUUUGCAACUCUCGAAAAUCCGUUUGAAAUGAUUGCCUACAUAAACUUAUCGACAAUGACAAGGGAGACUGGAAUGGCAAUUUCUAGCUUAUUAGUCAUCGUCAGCCAGCCAUUUCAAGCCCCAGGUUUUUUGUAACCUGUGAUCCCGUGAUUUGCUAGUUAGACUUCCAAUGCCCUGACCACUGAGCCACGAGCUCAUUGUCCUGUUGGUUGCGAUCUAGUACAUACAACAGUAGAAGUACGCUCACCGAUCGCGUUACGGGAGACACUGGUCCUGCUUUGUGCUUUGGGACUUAAUUUCGACCCUCACCGGUUCCCGCACAGCGGCUGGUGAUUUGUGCAGAAUGAUAUGGCCGACGAAGACAGGGAGACUGGAAUGGCCACUUCUGGCUUGUUAGCCGUCAUCAGCCAACCGCACCCAACCUCAGGUUUUGCGACCCGCGACCUGUUGGUUAGAAUUGUAAUGCCAUAACCACUGAACCGCAAUCUCUUUGUCCUGUCGGUUGCGAUCAGGAAUGUACAAUGGUAGAGGAACGUUCAUCGAUAGCGUCCCUCUGCCACAGUGUUUUUCCUUGCAGUCGAAGUCUGGAGCUCUGACGCGAAAUCAGUUAGUUUCCUACACCGAGGCUAAAGCAACGUGAUCCUGCCGAAGUCCAUGCGAAUAAAGUCCUCGAUAAAACCCACUCAAUGCCAUCCGAAUGCAACCUUGCGUGAUCAGCAGAUACUUGUAGUCUUCACACGUGAUACGCAUUAUCGGUUCCGCAAAUUCAAGGAACGCAAAAAAUCCGUCAGAAUUUGCGACGAUCAUCUUCCCGACCGUGUAUUUGAUGCUCUGCAGGGAAUAAUUCUUUGUUUCUCAGGGUUAGAACGCCCAAAACAACAAGUCAUUUUGGGCAAAAAAUAGGUAAGCGAUUCUGACAAAAGUUCCAAUAAUCCUGAAUUUUAAAAAAGUGUAAACUUAUCCCCAGGGAUCCUCACGACAACAGUCCAAGGAAUUGCAUCCCUACACCAUGCUUCUUUCAGCAUUUUAUCCUUGUUUAAAUGUUUAAUGAUUUGUGGAGAACGUGCGUCUUCUUAAAACUCCCUUUAUGAAAAAACGAGGUUCUUUUCCCUGAAUUCUCUUAUAUUUCGUGUAUUUUCAAGAAGUCCUGUGCUUUUUAUUAUUAUUUUGGUAUCGAAGCUGGACUAGAACUUGAACAUAUGUGCGCGGUUAUUUUUGGCUUAAGAAUCUGGCUGUCUUAUGGUGCUACUAGAUAGUCCUGAAGAAACCUGACGUCACCAAUGGCGAUAUACUUUUGCCAGGAAGCUCUUGUUUAUCCCUGCGCAUACGUGUGAAGUGUGAAUGACUGAUUUCAAAUCUUUAACCGCGCGCGGGAUGACAGCAUAGUAUAAAACACUUUAUUGUUAGGGGGGGGGUUGUGUAAAACAAGAAACUCCAACGCUCGAGAAACGUCUGACGCAAGGCGGAAACGAACAAUUAUAUAUUUUAGUAUGAACUGACGCGUCUGUGAGAAAGUUCCAGGCAUUAGGCCCACAAGAAAGAGAUUCUGGCUCAUGUUCGGCCGUCCGUCAGCCGUAACCCUGACCUCUCUUGUCUCUCUGGCUGACUGCUUCCUCAGCCACAAGAGUUACGUGGCACGAUCUCUCCUCCCCCCUUUCUUGAAAUUUUAAACUGACCCUGCCUUCUUGUUCUACGCAGGAGGCCGUCUACAAACAUGAGGCUGUGACGUCAGUUGCCGCCUCCCUCCAAUGCGCACCUGACCGCGUCGUGGCCGCCGCCGCCGCCGCCGGCCUAGCCGCGGACCAAUCAGCUGCGGGCGCCAAUCGAUUGCUGCUCUCCGUCUGGCCUCGCGCACUCGAACGUCUGCUGGGUUGCGCGCGCGACAAGCAUGCCGCCGCAGUGGAGGCGCGCAUUUCCCGCCUGGGCAGUGCUCACGGCCACCUGGCAGAGGCGAUGCGCGGUGUGAUUGGCCUCAAAGCCAAGCUCGCGCGCUUCCUUGUGCCCUGCCUCGAAUCUCAGGCGUCCGGUCGCCUUUGUUUAGGCCGAGCGGAGUCCAACGGACAGUGGCAUUCAACCCUGCAGGUGUCGCCGUCGCCAGGGCCGCAACUGCCCCAAGACUCCGGGCUUGCUGAGGUAAUCUCCCACAGGACUCCUGGGAGUACGCCGUGGGGGGAAAGUGACUUGUUCUUUCCGAUUAGUCUGUACCGCCACCUACAAACCCGACUGGAUAGAGUUAUUGAUCAGUUCUGUCGGUGUACAUCCAAAAAACCAUCAAUCCUGCCUGGGACGUUAAAGUUUUUUGAUUGGUCGUCAGGUUGACCUCCCCUGACCGACCAGUCAGGGAUCGAUUUGAAGAUAUUUUUCAUUGAGGGGACUUCUGGUGAAUAGGCGUUGGAUACUAGCAAAAAAAGUUUAUUAUUCUUGACUUUCUGAAUUUAAAUCUGUCCUCAGAGGUGUAAACCAAGCGGAAAACGCCAAUGGGAGGCAACCUAUCGGUCACAACUGUCUGUUACUUAUGUGCAUAAAAACAUUGGAGUCGCCUAUAUCUCGGAGUCUACUUUCGCAGGCCUUAGUAGACGGGGGAACUGGAGACAUCUGUUUAUCGACUCAGAGCCAGAUUCCCGCCUUGUUUACCCGGUGCGCAAAAGUGUUCCCGACCACCCAGGUCUGCAGACCAGCCCCGCGAUUGGUUACGAAGGCCUGUGCAGGCCGGUAGAAGAAGGAAACGGCUCCAAUUGAUUGAUUUUCGCCUUUAGACUGAUAAUCCUGUUGCCUUAUUAACACCUCUCAGAAUAGACUUAAGAAGGCGUUCGAAAGCUAUAAACAUAACAAUUCAUUUAUCUACACACCUACUAACAAGGCGAUGUUCUGUCAGCUAUUAAGGAAGCACUGGUCAUCAAGCAUAUCUGUGUUGUUUAAGGUGACUUCGGAGUUACUACCGGUAGUGCCAAAGAAAACGCAGUGGCGAGUGCGGCGAUCGAGUUUCGUGUUUCCACCGAAAAGGACAAAAUAAUUCCCACUUGCAUGAAUGUAAGGAAUAAUAAUAAUAACCAUAAUAAUAAUAGUGUAUAUAGGGUAAUAGGCAAUGCCCUUGAUGACCCUAUUGAAAACGGUGCGUACAAUAUAAAUGUUAAAUGCACAUCUUAAUAACAUUUUGUCAGUAACACGUUUGUUUACGGAAGACGUUUUUGCAGUGCGGGACUGCGAAGAGUGCGGCAGGGGGGUCAUUUCAAUGUACAUAGUUAAAGACAAAAGUACUUUUGAUACAAAAUAAUCACGACCAAGGCGAAAUCCAUUUUUAUGGACACAGUUAGAACAUCCUGGGCGGCAGAGGUUUCGCAAACACCACGACAAAACUC